UUGGCUGUAUCUCAUGCAUAUAUGUCUUUCGUAUUUUGAUUAUACUAACUUUUUUGUACAAAAGUCUCAAACUUCUCUUUGGUGGCUAUGAUUAAUAUAGAUGAUCCUGAAUACGCCUGCCAAAGAAAUUUUCAAAAACAAUAAAACUAAUUGUACACAAAAUCAUACAAAAGAUGAGAUCAUACAAGAAGAGGACCUCUCUUCAGAAGGAGCUGCAGCCAGAAGGAUAAAUAGCGUAUGCGCUCGGGCAGCUUCUACAAUGAUCUCAACAAAUUUCAAAUUUAACUUUAACGAUCCUCACCUCGACGAUCCAAACAUAUCAAUUCAAAGCGUGCGUAGUGUGACAUUUGAACAAUGGUGUAAAAAGAAAGAAAUCAUGCAGAGACUUAAGGAUAAGCUAAUCCAGGACGAAAAGAUGAAAAUCUUAGAACAGAAGAAAAUGAAAAAUGAUUUCAAUGAAACCAAGCAGUUCAAUAACUGGAAAUGAUUUAAGGAAUGGUGCAAAACCAAAGACCGUCAGGCCAGGACCAAAAAGAAGAAACAAAAGAAGCAAAAACUCGAAAAGAAGCUAUUCAAACUCCAAAAACAAGAAAACGCCUCUAGAGGCUUCAGAGAAUGGCUAAAAGAGAGCCUCAAAGAGUCCAAACGAGCCCAGCAUACAAAAAAGAGAAAGAAGCCUAAAAAGAGCACUGAAGAGGAAGAAGCUCAGAAAUAAAAUCCAAAACUCAAUCUGUUACAAAGAGUGGAAGAUGAAGAAGAUAAGGGAGGAACGGAAGGAAAAACGUGAGAAGAAAAUUAAGAGCCAGCAUGACAAGGAACAACUUAUGUUCCUGAAACAGCAGAGGAGGCUUAUUAAUAGAGCAGGGGAUGUGAUGUUGGCAUAUAGUUUGAAUAAGAGUAUUAGAGAUCUGGAGAAUAUACGGAGGAGACCAAAGUCAGCCAGGAAUGGGCUGAGGAGAUAAAUGGGGGUUUUAAGUAUA
Moneuplotes crassus is the source of this 980-nucleotide messenger RNA. NCBI's taxonomy places the organism in Eukaryota, Ciliophora, Spirotrichea, Euplotida, Euplotidae. The record is from the annotation of a GenBank genome assembly.